This is a messenger RNA of Onychostoma macrolepis, 1996 nucleotides long. RefSeq names its product unconventional myosin-X-like. NCBI's taxonomy places the organism in Eukaryota, Metazoa, Chordata, Actinopteri, Cypriniformes, Cyprinidae. The record is from RefSeq and is a predicted model, not a curated record. The transcript is spliced from 3 exons. Bases 142 to 603 code for a protein of 153 amino acids. Gene Ontology annotation, cellular component: cytoskeleton.
GGCCCUACUGGCCCCAUUGAUCCCCCUGGCUGUCCUUCAUUCCCCGGGGGUCUGCUGGCUGGGACGCUGUGGGGACACAAGCGGCGUCAGGAACAGGACCAGAGACUGCGGGCCAGACUAAGGGAAGAGGGAGCCGUGGUGAUGUCGGCCAUUUUGGAGCGCUGGAAAGCCCUGGCGGGAUACAGUCGCAGAGACAGCAUGGCCGCCUAUCUCACCAUCGCCCGGCAGUGGUCGGGUUUUGGCUGCACGCUCUAUGAAGUGGACUUUUACAUCAGCUCGACAGGAAGCUUCUCUCAGAAGUUGUGGCUGGGCGUGGCGGCUUCCUGUGUGUCUCUGUAUCGUCAGGGUGAGGCUGAAGCGUUGGAGUCUCUGCCGAUUGGUCAGAUCUGUUCCUAUGGCGUCUCUGAUAGCAACACAUUCAGGAUCACUGCAGGAGACAGAGAUCUGCUCUUCGAGACCUCCAAGCUGACUGAGAUCAUGCAGCUGAUGAAUGCUUACUUCAGUGCCACCCGUCGCCAGCUAGGCAAGGAUGACUGCAUCUCCAUGGAGACAAACCCUAAGCUCCGCCCCUCCCUACUUGAGCUCCCCUCUCACCCGGUGUGAAGAGAGAAGGACUCGCGCGCGCACACACACGGACUCUGACUGAUGCACACAUGCAAAUGCAGUCCUGACCGAAUGCUUCCCUGUGAGGAGCUUUUGCAAAGAGGACAAACUCAAAUGAGACUGAAAGGAGCAGAUGCUGUGGAAAUGGAGGAGGAUUGGAAGGUGUCCAGGGAGCCACAAACAGGAGAGCAGGUUCAGGAACUCGCUUGCUACACCACCAGCCAAAUCCAGAAAGGACACGGGGCCCUCAACCGGCCCCUGCCACCUGGAAGCCCGCCAAAUAUCACAGAGAGCAUAAUAGCCCGACUUCAGAGUGCAAAAAAUCAUUUUCUUAAGCAGUAUUUUUGCCUUGUUUUUUUAAAAAUAUUUAAACAUCCUUAAAACAACAUUAAUUUAUUUUUACUUGCUUUGAAAAAUUUAAAUACAUUUAAUUUUCCUUAAAUUCAUCAAGUAUUAAGACUAUUUUAAGAGUAACUUUUCAAGGAAGCUUCUUUUUCUUAUUUUGCAUCUCAUGUAAAUUGACCUUGUUUAAAGGAUGUUUCUUUUUUAUUGGAAAUCAUGACAAAAAUACUUUUUUUUUUUUGCAGUGAUGUCUUUGUAUUUCACGCUGCCAUCGCACUCGCACACAAACACUCGCUCAGCUUUAAACGUUCCUUUCCAGACUCCUGCCUGGAUCGCCAUUAAACUCAUUCAUCAAACCGUACCUGACCUUGAAAUGAAAGCAGGUGCAAGUCACUUUCGCGUCGACCUUCAGAACUGUCCAAUACUGAAGCGACGGUGGUGCGUGUGUGCGUGAGAGACAGAUUUGAACAUUUUAAGCUGUAGAAACCAAAGGAUCUUUAGCUCGUCUGUAUGAUGUGAGUGUAUUUGUGAAAUGCUUUGAGCCUGACCUGGUGCUGCUUGACUGUGCUGUUAGCUUACAGUAACUCUGCACUGUGCGUCCUGUAGCCACAACAGCCUCAGAUCUUUAGAUCCGGUUAAAGCCGACUAACUUAGACAACCGUUUGCAGCCUGGUACCUGUGAAGGUAAAUGACAUUUUGACAUUUUCAAAAACACAACAAAAAGACAAUUUUGGUUCAUACCAAGCUUCCCAGACCUCUCGAACACAUUUUCAAACACUGAAGAUAGACAAAUAAUCGACACUAUUGAUAUGCAACAUUGUCAUCCCGUAUUCUAAUGAUAGUACAUUUCCAUUUAAGGGAUAGUUUACCCAAAAAUGAAAAUUUAGUUAUCAUUUACUAACCCUUCUUUCAUCUUGCUGAACACAAAAGAAGAUAUAUUUCUGGUAGUUUCAUAUUAUGAAAGUAAAUAGGGUUCAAAACAGCAUUACUUUGGACUCCAUUGACUUUCAUUAAAAAAAAUAAAAUUAUAUGUAUAUAUAUAUAUAUGUGU